Messenger RNA from Phytophthora sojae, 476 nucleotides. RefSeq lists its product as hypothetical. The record is from RefSeq and is a predicted model, not a curated record. Lineage: Eukaryota; Oomycota; Peronosporomycetes; Peronosporales; Peronosporaceae. The annotation marks the transcript as partial. The transcript has 2 exons.
GCGCCUGUCAGCAGUGGCCCAUGGGUGAACUUCUAUAUCGUUUCACUUCAAGGAUCAAAGCUCUGGAUGAGGUCGUCUUCGUGGGUACAGACGCCAGACCGCUCCAAGGACGACGACAAGGAGCGCUAUCUGACCUACUCGAUCGUCGUGCGGCAGGCGGACGAGGGGAAGGGCAUCAAGGAAGAAGUCGUGACGAAGAAGAUGGCGAAGUUCAUCGAUGGCGGCCCCAAGGAGUUUUUAGAGUGGACGUACCACUUUUUCCAGCUCGCCAAGCUGAAGGAGUGGGGCCCCGAGGACAAGUUCCGCAACACCAAGAUCCUGCUCGAGGGUGAUCUGCUGGACGCGUUCAACCACAACGAAGCAAGCGUAAACGACGGCGACGUGCGCAUGGGGGACGACGACUUCACCAAGGCACUGUAUCAAGCCUCAAUCGUGGUGAUUCCGGUUGACUACGGCGAGAAAAUCCAAGAAGACCU